Pteropus alecto (black flying fox) is the source of this 959-nucleotide messenger RNA. Its product is annotated as kallikrein-5. Gene Ontology annotation, molecular function: serine-type endopeptidase activity. The transcript is spliced from 3 exons. Gene Ontology annotation, biological process: extracellular matrix disassembly; positive regulation of antibacterial peptide production; proteolysis. The coding region runs from base 1 to 738 and encodes 245 amino acids. The record is from RefSeq and is a predicted model, not a curated record. Lineage: Eukaryota; Metazoa; Chordata; Mammalia; Chiroptera; Pteropodidae.
AUGCUGCUGUGUACAGAGAGGGUUCAGAUCGGGGUUGGAGGUGCCGCGGUGUGGGGUGCGGGUCGGCACGGGGCUGGAGAUGAAGAUGGUGUGGGGGUGGUGUCGGGGUUGGGACGAGUCCUCGGCUGCGGUUGGCAUCGGACACCGGGACAGAGACCAGGGCCGGUGGUAACCUGCACCAUCUCCCUCAGAAUCGUCAGAGUCCGCCUCGGCCACCACUCCCUGUCUCCCGUCUACAAAUCCGGGCAGCAGCUGUUCCGCGGCGUCAAAACCAUCCCGCACCCUGGCUACUCGCACCCCCGCCACACCAACGACCUCAUGCUCAUCAAACUGAACAGAAGAAUCCACGAGACGCAGGACGUCAAGCCCAUCAACAUCUCCUCUCGGUGUCCAUCCGCGGGGACCAGCUGCUUGGUGUCCGGCUGGGGAACCACCAGCAGUCCCCAGGAGAACUUCCCCAGCGAGCUCCAGUGCCUGAAUAUCACUGUGCUGAGCACCGAGAAGUGCAAGGAGGCCUAUCCCGGACAGAUCGAUGCCACUAUGUUCUGUGCCGGUGACGAAGCAGGCAGAGAUUCCUGCCAGGGCGAUUCCGGGGGACCCGUGGUCUGCAACGGCUUCCUGCAGGGCCUCGUGUCCUGGGGAGACUUCCCCUGUGCCAAGCCCAACAGACCCGGCGUCUACACCAACCUCUGCCGGUUCACCAAGUGGAUCCACGACACCAUCCGGUCCAACUCAUGAGUCACCCCAGGGCCUAGCAUUCCGGGGUCCCCCGCCCCCCUGCGAGUCCCCAGCCCUGCGGGGACCUGACACUCCUUGCGCACCCCCAUGUCGAGGAUAUUCACCUCCGGCCCCCUGAGUCUCCAGGAACCGGGGCCUCCCUUCUUCGACAGUAGACUGACCCCCAGAUCUCCAUUUGGAUCCUGGGGACAUUUCCCAGACUGGCCAGAAAUAAAACGCCU